Phoenix dactylifera (date palm) is the source of this 1055-nucleotide messenger RNA. Its product is annotated as PRA1 family protein B3. NCBI's taxonomy places the organism in Eukaryota, Viridiplantae, Streptophyta, Magnoliopsida, Arecales, Arecaceae. Gene Ontology annotation, biological process: vesicle-mediated transport. Gene Ontology annotation, cellular component: endoplasmic reticulum; Golgi apparatus. The record is from RefSeq and is a predicted model, not a curated record.
UAAAGCAUUAGACCAGCGAAGCCGAGCACAAGUCCAAAACCACUUCCCCUCCGUCUCCUCCUUUCUCUCUCGGAAGUCAAAACCGCAGAGACAUUCUAGUCUCAUGGACUCCAACGCCUCGCCGCCCAUCCUCCCCCUCUCCGCCGGCCAGCCCGCCGCCUCUUCCGCCGCCGGCGCCGCCUCCACCGCCCCGAUCUCAACCCCAGCCUUCCGCCGCGUCAUCUCCCGCCUCUCCGACUCCACCCGCCGCUCCCUCUCCAACCGCCGUCCCUGGUCGGAGCUCAUCGACCGCUCCGCCUUCUCCCGGCCGGACUCGGUCUCCGAGGCCACUUCCCGCGUCCGCAAGAAUCUGUCCUACUUCCGUGUCAACUACCUCACACUCCUCGCCGCCGUCCUCGCCCUCUCCCUCCUUUCCCACCCCUUCUCCCUCCUCGUCCUCCUCUCCCUGCUCGGCGCCUGGUGCUUCCUCUACCUCUUCCGCCCCGCCGAUCCCCCGCUUGUCAUCCUCGGCCGCACCUUUUCUGACCGCGAGACCCUCGGCGCCCUCGUCCUCCUCACCGUCUUCGUCGUCUUUCUCACCUCCGUCGGAUCUCUCCUCAUCUCCGCCCUCAUGGUCGGCGCUGCCAUCGUGGCCGUCCACGGUGCCUUCCGCGUGCCGGAGGACCUCUUCCUUGACGACCAGGAGCCAGGCGGUGCCGGCUCAGGCUUGCUGUCCUUCCUUGGCGGAGCCGCCGUCUCCGCCGGCCCUGCUGUUGGCGUCUGAUCUGGAUCUGACGGUUGUCUCCGUUGCGAUCGUUGAGGUUUGUAACUUAGGUUAUCCCCUUCUCUUCCCCUUACCUUCUAUUGAUGCUUUGGUAGGUAGGAGAAGAUAUUCUUGGAUAACUAGGGUUUAAUUAAUAUUAUAAAUUAGAUCGGGAGAGAUUUACGACUCUGGAUUCAUGUAACUAUUUUUGGAUGAUCAAUGCUUACAAGUUGUUCUCUCAAUGUAUCAGUGGCUUUGUUUCAGAUCUAUGGAAGAAUCUUUGCUGAUUUUAAUUGCAUUUAUUCUUUUGUUA